CCUGUCUAUUGUGUCUUGCCUCUUCUUCUUACUCUUCAUUCUACACAAUGGAACAAGACCCAAAUCCAUUCGUCCGCCAUUGCAAACGUCAAAGCAACAAUUCUGGCAGCUCUCGUCCUCUCAUUCUUGGCCCGGUUGGCGCCAUCCAGGCUGCCAUGUAUGCCCGUAGAUCCACCCCUAACACACCACUCAUUCCGACCCAGGAAAUCGUGAGGCGUGUGCUAGAUCACGGAUCAAUCGAAACCGAUCCUGAUUUCAACUCACAUGCUUGGCUAUCAGCCCUGCAAGAGUGGGGAAAUGCCACUCCGCUGGGCUCUCUGACAACGAACGUUGAGAGGGUGGAGAAUGUUGUUGCUGUUAUCAAACCUUGCACUCCCAAUGGGUUCGGAGAUGCGAAAGUUACCCUCAAGGACCCCACGGGUGCUGUUGAUGCUAGCAUCCAUCGCAAGGCCUUUACCCACAGUGAAUUUGCGAAUGACAUAACUAUUGGAUCUGUUCUCGUUCUCCAAAAGGUUGCUGUGUUUGCACCUAGAGGAACUGUUUGUUAUCUUAAUAUAACAUUGCCCAACCUAGUGAAGGUAUUCCCAAAAGAUUGCGGACCCCAUGACUUCAUCGAUAUCACAGAGGAAUAAUUUUGUUUUCCGUGUUGCUUAUGUUUAAUUUGGUUGUGUAACCGUUUAACUUAUUGUCAUGGAUUAUUACAUGCUUUGGAUUAUUUAUGUUGUCGUUGU
Lotus japonicus is the source of this 731-nucleotide messenger RNA. RefSeq lists its product as uncharacterized. NCBI's taxonomy places the organism in Eukaryota, Viridiplantae, Streptophyta, Magnoliopsida, Fabales, Fabaceae. The transcript has 3 exons. The coding region runs from base 48 to 632 and encodes 194 amino acids. Gene Ontology annotation, biological process: recombinational repair. The record is from RefSeq and is a predicted model, not a curated record.